Molecule: messenger RNA, 1212 nt
Organism: Thecamonas trahens ATCC 50062
Lineage: Eukaryota; Apusomonadida; Apusomonadidae
Product: CMGC/CDK/CCRK protein kinase
Exons: 1
Coding region: 1-1212 (403 amino acids)
Biological process (GO): protein phosphorylation
Cellular component (GO): nucleus
Molecular function (GO): cyclin-dependent protein serine/threonine kinase activity; ATP binding
Source: RefSeq, a predicted model, not a curated record
AUGGAGGCAUACUAUGUAGAGGAUACGGUCGGCUCGGGCUCGUUCGGCGUUGUUGUCCGCGCCGUUCACAUGCCAUCGGGCCUGCGUGUGGCGCUCAAGCGCAUCCCUGCUCUCGAUGUCCAGACGCUCACCCGUCCGCGCCGUGGCGGCUGGCCGGCGACGACCGAGCCGAACGAGGCCUCAGCCAGUCGCGGAGGCUGGCCGGCGACGACCGAGGUGAAUGGCGCCAACGACGAUGGCGGCGGGGCUGCGAGCAGUGCUCGGGAGAAGCCGAGUCAGGGGCUGGACGAAGAGGAGGAAGGCGAGCUGGCGCUGGCGGCCGUCCGCGAGGUGCUCGCCCUCACGGGAAUGGAGCAUGUGAACGUGGUGCGGAUGUACGAGGCCUUUGCCCAUGGCACCUCGCUGGUCCUUGCGCUCGAGUUGUGCGACUUGGACCUCGGGGCGGUGCUGGCGGCACCAGGCGCUGCGGCGCUCCUCUCGCCGCGAAAUGUCAAGGCGGCGAUGGCCAUGGUUCUUGACGGUCUCGCUUUUCUGCAUGCAGCCGACAUCAUCCACCGCGACAUCAAGCCAGCUAACCUGCUCAUCUCUCACGACGGCGUGGUCAAGAUCGGCGACUUUGGUCUCGCUCGCGUUCACGUCGCGCCAGGGCCUGGCGAGCCGAAGCACAUCUACUCGCAUCAGGUUGCGACACGCUGGUACCGUGCUCCCGAGCUGCUGUACGGGGCGACCAGCUACGAUGAAAAGGUUGAUACCUGGGCAGCCGGUGCGGUGUUGGGCGAGAUGCUUGCCGGCGGCUACCCGCUGUUUCCGGGCGAGUCGGACAUCGACCAGCUUGUCCGCGUCAUGGCCGUUCUCGGCACGCCGUCGACCGAGACCUGGCCUUGCCUCGUCGAUCUGCCUGACUAUGGCAAGAUCCGGUUCCAGCCUCAAGACGGCAUGCCGCUGGCCGAGUUUCUACCGGACGCGCCGAGCGAGGCCUGCGAGUUGCUGGCGGCGCUGCUGUGCUACAACCCUGACGCUCGCGCGAGUGCGGCUGACGCCCGUGCGGCUGGGUACUUUAGUGUCAAGCCGGAACUACCGGCGCCGCUGGCGCUCGACCUCAGCGCCGACCUCCGCCAUCCACCGGCGCCGCCUCGCAUCGCUGUUGACCCGCUGGUCGGCGGUGUGCUUGGCAGCUACACACCGCACCGCGCUGCCGACUACCCGUGGUGA